GGUUACAUCAACCCCGGGAAAAUUAACUUGGCUUCCGAAACCCAUUGAGUAGCACUGGUGUAAGACAAUAUCUACUCUACUAGUAGUCAUUUUACCUGGUGUAUUUUUUAUUGUAGUCCACCCUUCUAACAGCUUGGGCGAUAUCCGUGAAGUUUCUCCCUGUGUAGCUGUAGCCCUCGGUCUAUUAUAAAUCAAACUUAUUGGUUAUCAGAUAAUUUAUAGGAAAUGUUUAAUGAAACAAGAUAUAUUCUGGUGAAUUAAGUUUUAUAAAUUUCCUUGUACUUUACACUCGCUUUUGAGUUUUCCUCCUAUUAGAACUCGUAAUGAUCACCAUAUAUACGAAUAUAAGUAGAAACACCUCUGCUGACGUAAAUAAGUGACAGGCUUUCGGAGGUAUUUAUUUUCCUCUGUAUGUAUGUAUGCAUGCUGCAACUGUGACUUUUCCCCAAACAUUUUGUAGGGUUAAGAGUCCAGUAAACUUAAUUUUCCGAACAGAUCUAGAUAAAGUUAUAUAUGGACUCGUUCACUCAUAAUACAGAAUGAUGAGAAAGUGUUGAAAGCUGGAGACGUUUUAGCGAUCAUAGUGAUCUUGUCUAAUUAUACUGUAAGUAAUGAUGUCAAAUAGACUACAUCUUGAAGUUUAAGCUUACUUCAUUAUUCUGUGAGGUAGUUAAUCUAAAACAACUAAGUCUUUAAAGUUGGUAGCGUUUAUCAUGGUAAGGUAAGUAACCUGUAGUAUCACAUAGGUUGGUAGUCUAGUUUACAUUUUACAUUGCUCAUUAAAGCGUAUAUAUAUGUAUAUAUACCAGGAACGUAUUAUGUCCAGAAGAAAGUCUACUGGUCAGAUAUUCACCUUUCAACAAGCUCCUAGAUAUAGACACCAGCAUCCUAUAAUUCCCGCAUCUCUUCACCUUAAGAUCGCAUUUAACCACUGCGGUCGAGAGUAGUUGUGGCAAAGCUUAAAUGUAGUAGGAAUGUCUAGAAAAUAUUAAUGGGAGCAAUGUCCUCAAACUCCUACUGCUAUUUAAGAGGCUAUGAGUGAUUUACAUUUGGUGUUGACAACCAGUGGCGCACAGUCAUGGUCUGCACAUAGUUCUUUUAUGGACACUACUAGAUUUGACUCUCCAUUAUGGAUAAGAUUUUAUUUUGAUAAAUCAUAGUGUUAUACAGUAGAUUUGACUCUGGCAACUCAAGAAUCAACUCGCUACUGACAAAGAACUCUCAUUAAAUUAUACACACAAUAUAGGGCUUUAAGUGUGAACGAUAAAGAAUCUGUUUCCUGCCCAGUUGAAGUAAGAUUCUGAGUGUGUUUCGCACUCAUUUUCCACGCCUAACAGGUGUGAGAGGUGGUCUUAACUAACUCUUACCGGUGAAUUGUAUCAAGUUUGGUCUACUAGCGGGUAACGAAGUUUUAUCGUAAAGGAAGCAAUGGUUUUUCUCGGUAGUCGCCAAAUUUUGUCAUCCUUGAUAUUGGUGUCGCCCGUUUAUCAGUACUUUAUAACUGUGUUAUAUCAAAUAAAGUUAGGUGACGUAUUACUUUAUGGGCAUCUUGUUUGUAUUCUACAGUUUCAAGUCCAUUCAGCUUUUUUGUGUUUAUGAACGAAUCUAUCACAACAGACCUACGCUGUAGUAAAUGUCUUCAGCUCUCAGCUGCUUCGCUUUCGUUGAUUAUUUAUUUCUUCAAAGUCAGCAACAGCUUUAUUGUUAUCACUAUCACCACUACUAUUUAUUCUUCGCAUUCUGAGUGUUAUGUAAGGUUUCACUAGCACAUCUCCAUUUCACUGCGUUUUGACCGUCACAUUCAUUUGGCACCACGACUGCCCAUAAGCCUCAUUCCCUUAUCACAUGAUCUUAGUGCUACUCUCGGACACUCAAAUUGUCGCUUUUCACUCAGGUUCCACCCAAGGGCUUGGCGUGUCAUUCACCAGUGUUCACACAGUAUGCGCAGUCUAUCUUUAUUUCCUUCAACAUAAUUGGGGGGUAAUAGGUUGUCGAUUAAUUCAACGCUUGUUACUGGUUGCUUAUCAUUCCCCUUCAGCCACCUGUUCUUCACUGUAGACCCUGCAAAGGUAUCUAUUAAUGAGUCUGUGGGUUUUGGUGGCGCGAGCGUCAAACAUCUGAUUUGAAUUAAAACACUGACUUGACGUUCAUGUAUACGAUUGGGAUAUUGUCUUAUGUUCUGAGUGCAGUAUAUUUCCCCACUGAAUUCAGAGCAAUAAGCACGUCUUGCUUUUCCAAUCCGGUGCUGGUAGGCUUUGAAGUCCUCAUUAAUGUCACCUGCAGCUGAGAUGGUGCUACUUAUGUAAGUGAAAGAGAUGACUUGCUUUAAAUUUCACUCUUUUACAAUAUUUGGUGUUUGUUGUAGUUGAUCAAGCAUCUUCACUGCCUCUACGUUAAGCUGAAUUCCUGCCUUUGCUACCCUUCCUGCCAGCUUGCUGAAAGGCGUUUCUAUACCUCCGAGUUUGUGUGAUUUGGAACAAGUCACCUGCAAAAUUUAGAUCCACUAAAGUCUUUUCGUCUAACUUAUCUGUUUCUCCUCACUCUCCAUGGCAUAAAAAGUUCAUAAUAAAAUCGUAGUAAAUUAGCCUGUGCGUUUCAUUGUCUCAUUUAUUACCAUUUGGGCUCAUCCUGUGUCCUUAUUGGAUUGUUCACACCUAGCAAUUGUGGUUUUUUAUAUACUACUCUUUCUUUUGCACACUUUUUCAUGACUUAGCAAAUGGAUGAAGAACUCAAUGAUUCCGAUAUAUCGCUGGACGAUUCAAUACAUUCUGGCGAAAAUGACGAGCUUGUAAACUUGUUAGAUGUCCCGUAUACUAGUACCGAGCCACGUGAAGAGGACUCAUUAGAAUAUGAGAUAUUGCAUCCUAAUCAACUAUCACAACUAAUGUCUGAUAUUACUAAAGAAGUUGAACAAAUAAUCCAAAUUGCCCCAACAUAUCUAAGGUUGUUACUAGCUCAUUUCAAGUGGGAUAAAGAUGCGCUGAUGGAAUUUUAUUUUGAACAUGGGAAGGCCCAUACAUUUUCUCAAGCCUCAAUUAUAGAUCCUAUGGAUAUUCCGGAGACGAGUAAUCAUACAAAAACAAAUGAAAAGAAAACUGAAAUGUUCUGUGAUAUAUGCUAUCUUCCAGCAACUCCCAGUCAAAUGUAUGGGUUGUCUUGCGCUCACUACUUCUGCUUGAGUUGUUGGCAGCGUUAUCUCAAAAUAAAAAUUAUGGAAGAAAGCCAAAUCGAUCGAAUUUAUUGUCCUUCAACUAGUUGUCGAGUACUUGUUGAGGAUGAAAUAGUCUUUCAAAUGAUUACAGACCAAAAUGUACGCAAGCAUUUUCAUAAACUGAUAUCUAAUAGCUUUGUUUGCCACAACCGUUCACUGACUUGGUGCCCAGGAGUUAACUGUGGUCACGCUGUGCGUUGUUUCGGCCCACGUGAACCAUAUCAGAUCACGUGUACAAAUUGUGCUGAAUGUUUCUGCUUUGCUUGCGGUCAGCCAUGGCAUGAUCCAGUUCGUUGUGAACAGUUGAAAACAUGGAUUAAAAAACUGGAAAAUGAUAGCGGUACACUUGGGUGGAUUGCAGCUAAUACAAAGGAAUGUCCAAAGUGUCAUGCUACUAUAGAGAAAAAUGGUGGCUGUAAUCACAUGACCUGUCGAAAUGUAGAUUGCAAGCAUGAGUUUUGUUGGAUGUGUUUAGAUCGUUGGGAACCACAUGGAUCACGGUGGUAUACAUGCAAUCGCUAUGAUGAUUCCGCUGCCAAGCUGGCAAGGGAAGCUCAAGCCAGUUCUAGGUUAUCACUUGAUCGUUAUCUCUUUUACUCAAAUCGUUACUUAAAUCAUAUGCAGUCCUUGAGAUUCGAAGCUCGUCUCUACGAAACAGUGCAAAGUAAGAUGGAGUCAAUGCAAGCACAUGGAACAUCUUGGAUUGAUGUUAAGUUCUUCAGGAAGCUAGUCGAGAUUUUGUGUCGUUGUCGUAGGACAUUGAUGUACACAUAUGCUUUUGCCUACUUCUUGAAAAAGAAUAAUCAUUCAUUAAUAUUUGAAAGUAAUCAAAGUGAUUUAGAACAGUCUACAGAACAAUUGUCAGAAUAUUUAGAUCGUGAUCUCUCCAACAUCAGUUUAAAUGAAUUAAAACAGAAAAUGCAAGAUAAAGCCAGGUAUUGUGAAAGUCGUCGACACGUUCUAUUGGAUCAUGUACAUGAGGGUUACGAUAAAGGAUUUUGGGAACAGUCAGAUAUUUGUUGAUAUGUAUAUAUAUAUAUAUAUAUA
Molecule: messenger RNA, 4258 nt
Organism: Trichobilharzia regenti
Lineage: Eukaryota; Metazoa; Platyhelminthes; Trematoda; Strigeidida; Schistosomatidae
Source: the annotation of a GenBank genome assembly